UAUUGAAAACAAUGUAUGUUAUUUCAAUCUUUCCAUCCCCUAUGUUACAGUACACCCUCUGCAAUUAUAAUUUUCUUCCGCUAACUCCUUGACUACUAACGAGUUCCUCGUAUGCGUAGAUGACUGCUUGGAUCCUUCUGUUUCUGGUGGGUCUGUCGACGGCAGGACCGUCUUAUCGAGUAUCAGUUCACGAAUUGCUACCACCGCCGCCAUGGGAUUCCAGUCAAACGGAAGCAGACGCUAAGACGAUCAGUGUUCUUUCAUUCCAAAGAGGCGCUGUCGAGAGUCCACCUAUGAUCGACAAUUCGAUAGAACAACCAAUCACCCACGAAGAAUACGGAUCGCAGAGAUACCCUCUGCGCGACGCUGUCGAGGCGUUACCUUCGAAUGCCAUAGACAUUCAUGGCGGCAAUCUGCCUCUGCAAGAUAUCAGGGAACCCGAGGGUCGCCUGCCCUUGAGGGAUGCGGUAGAGCACCGAGAGAAUCCUCCCUUUUUCGACAACGUCGAUUACGAAUCCAUCUGGAUAGAACCUCUGGCACCGCCGACCCUCACUAGGACACAGCAGAUCAUCGAUCCAAAAGUGAUUUGCCAUUUAAACUCCAGCGCGGUUCACAGGAUAGAGCCAUUCUCAUUCUUUCCUCAGUCGGUGCCAGACCACAAGUGCACCCAUUUAAUAUACAAUGCUGCAACGUUAGACCCAGAGAAACUAGUCAUCGUUUCGAGGGAUCCUGAAUACGACGAGAUUAAAGGUGGAUACAAAGCGGUAACGGGACACCGAUCGAGGGACCCAGCUUUACGUGUAUUGAUUUCUAUCGCACCUCCGAACAGAGGAAAACUGUUCACCGAGGCGACCAAGAACCACUGCACUCUUUACUGCGACAAGCUGGCCAAGUCAGUGCUGAGGUUUCUUAAGGAACACGACUUGGAUGGAGUAGAGAUCGACUGGGAGAGCUCGUCAGAGCAUUCGAGCGACUUGAAAUUGCUGCUGAAAGCCUUGAAGAAGUCGCUAGUCGAUCACGAAUACAUCCUUGCAGUGGCUCAGAGGCCCGAGGACCUCGUGGAUCCAGAGAUAACUUCCAUCGCUGAUUUAGUCCUUCUGCGAGCGUGGAGGGAGAGUCCACCGUUCAGGAGGGAGAAAUUAGCCCUUCAUCCAGCGCCUUUGAAGUACGUCGCACGAGCCACAAAUAAGUGGAUCGAUCGAGUUCCACGAGAGCAAAGAUUAAAGAUCGUUCUUGGCCUACCCAUCUUCGGCCAGGGUUACACGCUCAAGUUUGGAAACUUCACCGACACUGGCGCGCCCAUCGUCGGACCAGGCAUAGAGGAUAUUUAUGCUAGGCAAAUUAAUGGGAGACAAGCUUAUUACGAAGUCUGCGAAAAACUAGAAGACGGACAAUGGAUUUCUGGCAGAGACGAGGAGGGACCCUAUAUAAAACGCGGAGAUCAAUGGAUCGGUUACGAGGAUCCUCUGGCGGUGAAAAUCAAAGUGGCUUAUGUUCGAUCGACCGGGCUAGGCGGAGUUUCUUUGUGGUCGAUGGAUUUGGAUGAUUUCCAGGGUAUUUGUGGAAAUCCUUGGCCCAUGCUAAACGCUGCAACCGAAUCGAUAGGACUACACGACGAAGAGGAGGUGAAGAAAUGUUCUACCGAGGGUGUCUAUAGCGAUCCUGACAACUGCUCUGGAUUCUACGCUUGCCAUGAAGGUACACAGUACCAUGGCCACUGCGGUUAUGGAAGAUUCUUCAAUACCGUCGAUGGACGUUGCGUGAAAGCGUCCCCAGAAGUUUGCAAACCGGGACAGAGUAAUCGGAUUCAGAGUCUCCAGAUGGACUCACGAGAGACAGAAGAAUCACAGCACUUAGAAAUCUCCACGAAUAAAGAUCCACGAGUAGUUUGCUACGUGACCUCGUGGUCUUUGUACCGCAAAGGAGACGGAAUGUUCGUUCCUGAACGUUUGGAAUCGCGUUUAUGUACCGACGUUGUUUACGCCUUUGCUGGGCUGAAUCCGGACACGUUGCUGAUUCAACCGUUCGACCCCUGGGCAGACAUAGAACACGAUCUUUACCAACGAAUAACGUCUAUCAAAGGACCAAGGAUACUAUUAGCGAUCGGAGGUUGGACGGACAGCACCGGUGACAAGUAUUCGAGGCUGAUAAACAAUGGCAGCGCGCGUCGUAAAUUCGUAAUAGCGACGAUCAACUAUCUGCAGAAGCAUAAUUUCGACGGGCUUUCGCUCGAAUGGAACUACCCUAAAUGUUGGCAGAGCGACUGCAGAAAAGGUCCGGACUCCGACAAACCAAAUUUUACGAAACUGAUACAAGAACUGAAGAAAGAAUUCGACAGACAGCAGCCUAAGCUUACGCUGGCUGUUGCUUUAUCGGGGUACAAGGAAGUCAUUGACAGGGCAUACGAGGUGCGACAAAUCUCCAAAGCUGUGGACUUUGUGUCGGUGAUGACGUAUGAUUAUCAUGGCGCUUGGGAGUCAAGGACGGGUCAUUUGUCGCCGUUGUUUGGGAGUUCUAACGACAACAAUCCGUAUUACAAUGUUAAUUCCACAAUGGAGUACCUCAUCGAACUCGGCGCGGAAAGAUCGAAGCUCCAGGUAGGCAUACCGCUUUACGGCCAAGCUUAUCGACUGUCCAGCGACGAUCUGACCGGGCUUGGCGAUCCAGCUACCGGUCCUGGAAGUUCCGGGGAAUUCACCAAACAACCUGGUAUGCUGGCGUACUACGAGAUCUGCGACAGAGUGAAGAACAAAGCCUGGAAAAACGGACCCGGGCCUAGUGCUCAUUUCAAGGACCAGUGGGUAGGCUACGACAACGAAGAGAGCAUCUUCGCAAAAGGGCAACACGUACUCCAAAGUGGUUACGGAGGUGUAGCAAUGUGGACCGUCGAUUUGGACGACUUUUCGAAUCGCUGUUGUUUCGAAUCCUUUCCUCUGUUGAAGACUAUUAAUCGCGCAUUAGGCCGAUUGAAGACCAAGCCUGUUAAAAACUGUCAGCGACCAGCAGAGCCAAUAACACCGCAACCUCCAACGAUGACGACUCACAGCGACGCUGUCGAGGACACUCCGCGACCCACCACAGCGAUGGCAAAGCCAACCAUGGGCUCAACUUCGACUCAGAAGACAAGCACGACGACCCAGAGGACAACUUGGCCUAGCUGGUCCGAGAAACCGAGCACCACGACUCAGGGAACAACUUGGCCGAGUUGGUCUUGGAACCCUACGUCGAGUAAACCAUCCACGACGCAGAGCAGCGUUUCAUGGACCUGGACUUCAACCAAAGCGCCCAUUACGAAGCCAACCGUUGAAACAACAGAAGCCACAGAAAAGCCACCGGAAUCUUCGAAGCCUGGGAUGAUUUGUAUGAUCGGAAUAUACCAACCAGACCCUGACAACUGCGGGAACUAUUUUAGAUGCGUCCUAGGCGAAUUGAAACGCGAACAAUGCGCACCAGGACUGCACUGGGACGCCAGACGAGGAAUCUGUGACUGGCCUGCAGCGGCGAAAUGUCAAAUGGGAACUGAUUCUCUGACGCAAAGACCACCAUGGAGCAGUACCGUGAGAAGCACUACCGUGACGACCACUAUGUCGCAACCGAUUCCAUCGUCCACGAUGUCCAGUACGCAAGCGACCACGACCACUAGAAGACCAAUUGCCACGGAGAAACCAAACGGGAGACCCGAAAAGAGUUGCGAGCAUGGCCAGUAUUACCCGUACCCCAACUCUUGCACGAAUUUCCGGGUCUGCGUCAACGGAAAUCUCGUUUCGCAACAGUGUGGGCCAGGGCUGAACUGGAACAAUGAAAGAAGCAUGUGCGAUUGGGCCUUCAAGAACCCUUGCGUCGAGAAACCGAUGAAGAGUGCCUCCCUCGUCGUUUCGAACGCUAAGUCUAACUCGUGCAUUCCUGGCAGUUAUACCAGCGUCCCGGGGGACUGCGAGAGUUACCAGGCCUGUCUCUGGGGUCGUCACGAGAUAUUCCAAUGCGCUCCAGGGUUACACUUCAACAAACAGAGUCGUAUAUGCGAUUGGCCGGCUCGCGCUAAUUGCAAAGACGACCUGGACUCGACCGAGGAUGCGAAUUCGCCGCCGAACCAACCAAUCGACGAACCGAUUUCCUCGACAAACCAGAAACCUUGGGAGCCGAGUACCACUCAAGCCACGACCACCUCACCGUCAGUAGAAAUUGAUCCUGAUGAAGUGUCCCCUCUGUCUGGAUAUUACAAAAUCGUAUGUUACUUCACAAAUUGGGCAUGGUACCGAAGAGGUGUCGGACGGUAUCUUCCAGAAAAUAUCGAUCACACUUUGUGUACUCAUAUCAUCUAUGGAUUCGCUGUCCUGGAUUACUCAGAGCUGACCAUCAAGGCUCAUGAUUCGUGGGCUGAUUACGAUAACCGUUUCUACGAACGAGUUGUAGCUUACAAGAAACGAGGUCUGAAGGUGUUGCUCGCUCUGGGUGGAUGGAAUGAUUCCGCCGGAGACAAGUACAGUCGUCUCGUGAACAGUCCAUCAGCCAGGACAAAGUUCAUCAGUCACGCUGUUCAAUUCUUGGAAAAGUAUAAUUUCGAUGGUUUGGAUCUUGACUGGGAGUAUCCUGUCUGCUGGCAAGUUGACUGCAAGAAAGGGCCAGCCUCGGACAAAGAGGGUUUCGCAGAUUUACUCAGAGAGCUGAGCAACGAACUGAGGCCGAAGGGAUUGUUGCUCAGCGCUGCUGUUUCACCGAGCAAGAAGGUGAUCGACAAGGGUUACGACGUCCCAGCCCUGACCAAGUACUUGGACUGGAUCGCGGUGAUGACUUACGAUUUCCACGGCCAGUGGGACAAGAAAACUGGUCACGUGGCGCCCCUGUAUUACCAUCCGGAUGAUGACUAUUCUUACUUCAACGCAAAUUAUUCCAUCAACUACUGGAUCGCAAAGGGAGCUCCUCGCCGUAACAUCGUUAUGGGAAUGCCGCUGUACGGACAGUCGUUUUCAAUAAACGACCCAAGUGCAGGAACUGGCUUGAACGCUCCAGCUAGCGCUGGACAAGCUGGAGAAUUCACUAAAGCGGCUGGAUUUCUAUCAUAUUACGAGAUUUGCGACAGGAUACGAAAACGUGGAUGGAACGUCGUUCAAGAUCCGGAGAAUAGAAUGGGCCCAUAUGCUUACAAGGGCAACCAAUGGGUCAGCUUCGACGAUAUGGCGACGAUACAACGAAAAGCUCAGUUCGUCAGAGAUAUGGGUCUAGGAGGGGGGAUGGUUUGGGCCUUAGACCUCGACGACUUCCGUGGACGGUGUGGACAAGGCCACCACCCUCUGAUGCACACUCUGCAGAAAAUACUGGCGAACGGUCCUGACUCGGAGAACGAAGCUGUGAAUCCACCGAUAAACCUGGAAGAUUUGGAGGAAAAUUCGGUGACUGUGGCGCAAACCACUGUUACCACGCCACCUGUGCCGACAUCAACUUCGCAAGAUCAAGUGUCGAAUAACGAUGAAUUUAAAGUGAUUUGUUACUUCACAAAUUGGGCCUGGUAUCGUCAAGAAGGAGGAAAAUUCUUGCCGGAGGAUAUUGACACCGACCUGUGCACCCACGUACUUUAUGGUUUCGCUGUGCUCGACGGAUCGCAGUUGACGAUCAAAUCCCAUGAUCCAUGGGCCGACAUUGACAAUAAAUUCUAUGAGAGAAUAGCAGCGUUGAAGUCGAAAGGCAUUAAGGUAUUGAUGGCCAUAGGGGGUUGGAACGAUUCCGCUGGUGAUAAAUACAGCCGUCUAGUGAAUUCGCCGUCCGCAAGACGAAGAUUCAUCGAAAACGUUAUACAGUUCAUCGAGAAAUACGAGUUUGAGGGUUUAGACUUGGAUUGGGAGUAUCCAGUGUGCUGGCAGGUUGAUUGUAAAAAAGGACCAUCAUCGGACAAAGAGGGCUUUGCCAGUUUGGUGAAGGAACUAAGCGAAGCGUUCCAACCGAAAGGAUUGUUGUUGUCCGCGGCGGUUUCGCCGAGUAAACGAGUUAUCGACGAAGGUUACGAUGUACCCACCUUGGCAAGGUAUCUGGAUUGGAUAGCCGUCAUGACCUACGAUUACCAUGGUCAGUGGGAUAAGAAAACCGGUCACGUAGCGCCUCUAUACCAUUUACCCGGCGACUGGGAGCCGACCUUUAACGCCAACUUCUCCAUUCACUACUGGAUGGAAAAAGGUGCUCCAGCUAAAAAACUCGUAAUGGGAGCGCCCUUGUAUGGACAGUCAUUCUCUUUAGCAGAAAGAACUCAAAGGGGUCUCAAUGCGCCAACUUAUGGCGGAGGCGAGGCUGGGGAAGCGACCAGAGCAAGAGGUUUCUUAUCAUACUACGAAAUAUGUGAGAGGACCUUAACAAAAGGCUGGACGGUGGUUCAAGAUAAAGAGAGACGCAUCGGCCCAUAUGCCUACAAAGGUGACCAAUGGGUAAGUUUCGAUGAUGCGAAACAAAUGAAGCUCAAAGCGGAAUUAAUAAAGGACAUCGGUCUGGCUGGUGGCAUGGUGUGGGCCCUCGAUUUAGACGACUUCAAAAACAAGUGCGGCUGCGAACCAAGUCCUCUUCUGAGAACUAUGAACAGAGUUCUGAGAAACUACCCCGACAGACCAUUGUGUCCAAUAACGACUGAAUUUACGACGAUCGACGCUGCUGAAAUCAACACACAGCCACCGACUUCUCAGCAACCGAGUUGGGAGCCAACGACUUCUCAGCGUCCCAAUUGGGAGCCUACAACAUCACAGCGACCCGAUUGGGAGCCUGCGACUUCCGAGCAAUCCAGUUGGGAGCCUAUCACUCCUUCUAAGCCAACUUCUUUUCCGGCAACGUCAUCGUCUACGACUUCAGCCGUUGACAUCGAUGACACCAUCGAGGUAGUGGCUGUCGAUCCACCGGCGUUGGCUCCGCCAGAAGACUGCCAUGGCCGCUUAUUUGUUCCGCACAAGAAGGAUUGCUCCAAAUAUUUCUUGUGCAAUUUUGGUAGACUAACCGAGUACUCUUGCCCGUCUGGUCUUUAUUGGAACGAGAAUCGCUGCGAUUGGCCGGAGAAUACCCGGUGCAAGGAGCUUCAGCGACAGUCAAACGAAUUCCUGCCUAUGAUCGCCAACCAAAAAAAUGACAACAAGAAGAAAGUAAUUUGCUACCUAAUGAAAUGGUCGCGAAAACGACCCAGAGAUGGCCGAUUUAUGCCAGAAGACAUCGACCUGGAUUUAUGCACGCACAUUGUUUACGGCCUAGCUACGUUGGACUCGGAACUGUUCAGGAUACAGAAUCCCCAGAGUAGCAGACAGAAAGAGUUUCUCGAGCGAAUAACGACCAUUAAAAGCAAGACUGGAUUAAAGCUUCUCCUGGGUCUAGGAGGCUGGGAGGAAUCUAAAGAUGACAAAUUCAGUAGAUUGGCGCAUAGCUCGAUCGAACGACAAAGAUUUGCGCGUCACGCUACGCGUUAUAUCGAGAGUCAUGGAUUCGACGGCUUGGAUAUUAUCUGGGAAUACCCAGUAUGCUGGCAGGUUAACUGUAGCCGUGGACCACCAAGCGACCGAGAAGCCUUCGCACUCUUGCUGAAGGAACUAAACGCGGCGUUUCAUCCGAAAGGGUUGCUUCUUUCGGCCGCUGUUUCAGCGAGCAAGGAUGUCAUAGACGUUGCAUACGAUGCCUCAGCUUUAACGAAUUACUUGGACUGGAUAAACGUGAUGAGCUACGAUUAUCAUGGCUUCUGGGAUGGCAAAACCGGUCACGUGGCUCCGCUGUAUCCUAAUUCGAAAGAGGAAAUGAAUCAAUUGAAUGCCAACUUCUCUAUAAUUUAUUGGCUAGAGCGAGGUGUGCCAUCCAGCAAGCUCGUGAUGGGUAUACCAGCUUAUGGACAAAGUUUCACGUUGUCGGAAAAACCACAGACCAAGGAGAUUCCAGGGUUUAAUGUACAAACUUCCGGGCCUGGUCGUCCAGGAGAGUUCACGAAAUCGGCUGGUCUACUUGCCUAUUACGAGAUAUGCGAUAACGCGAAGAACAAACGGUGGUCUGUGACUGAAAAUCCGGGCGGUCGGGUCGGACCUUACAUUACCAAGGGUGAUCAGUGGAUCAGUUACGAUGACGUAUCCAGUAUAUUACAGAAGGCUGAAUUUAUAAAUACCCUAAAUCUCGGCGGUGCGAUGAUGUGGUCUCUGGACAUGGACGAUUUCAGAGGGCGGUGCGGUUACGGUAGAUACCCCUUAUUGUCAGCAGUCAAUCAAGGAAUCAGAGGAAACCGUGAUCCUAGAAUGGACUAUACUUGA
Hylaeus volcanicus is the source of this 8252-nucleotide messenger RNA. Its product is annotated as probable chitinase 10. Gene Ontology annotation, cellular component: extracellular region. The record is from RefSeq and is a predicted model, not a curated record. NCBI's taxonomy places the organism in Eukaryota, Metazoa, Arthropoda, Insecta, Hymenoptera, Colletidae. The transcript is spliced from 27 exons. Gene Ontology annotation, biological process: carbohydrate metabolic process; chitin catabolic process. Gene Ontology annotation, molecular function: chitin binding; chitinase activity. Bases 120 to 8252 code for a protein of 2710 amino acids.